CGGAGCCGGAGCUGGAGCCGGAGCCCGAGCGGAGCCGGGCCUGAGCCGGGGCCGGGCGGAAGAUGUGGUUCUUCGCCCGGGACCCGAUCCGAGACUUCCCGUACGAGCUGAGCCCGGAGCCCCCCGAGGGCGGCGGCGCGCCGGGCCCGGGACUGUGGGCGCUGCACCGCGGCAAGAAGAAGGCCACGGGAAAUGCGGUGUCCGUGUUCGUGUACGAGGCCAAGCCCGGGGACGAGGAGCAGACGCUGGUGGCCAAAGCAGCCUUCAAGCGGCUCAAAACCUUGCGGCACCCCAACAUCCUGGCCUACCUCGAUGGGCUGGAGACAGACAAAUGCCUUCAUGUGGUGACUGAGCCUGUGACCCCACUAGGGACGUACCUGAAGUUGAAAGCAGAAACGGGGGGCCUGAGUGAGCUGGAGAUCUCCUGGGGGCUGCAUCAGAUUGUGAAAGCCCUGAGCUUCCUGGUAAAUGACUGCAGCCUCAUUCACAACAAUGUGUGUACCGCGGCUGUCUUUGUGGACCGAGCUGGGGAGUGGAAGCUGGGGGGCCUCGAUUACAUGUACUCGGCCCAGGGGGACGUCGGGGAGCUCCCCCGCAAGGGGAUCCCCGACCUGGAGCGCUACGACCCACCUGAGAUGACGGACAGCAGCAGCAAAAGCGUGGGGGAGAAGUGGUCAGCCGACAUGUGGAGACUGGGCUGUCUAAUCUGGGAGGUGUUCAAUGGCCCCCUGACCCGGGCCUCUUCCCUGCGCUCCCUGGGGAAGAUUCCAAAGUCUCUGGUUCCCCAUUACUGCGAGUUGGUGGGGGCCAACCCCAGGGUGCGUCCCAAUCCAUCCCGCUUCCUGCAGAACUGCCGGGCCCCUGGCGGUUUCAUGUGCAACAGCUUUGUGGAGACCAACCUCUUCCUUGAGGAGAUCCAGAUCAAAGAACCUGCUGAGAAGCAGAAAUUCUUCCAGGAACUGAGCAAGAACCUGGAUUCCUUCCCUGAGGAUUUUUGCCGGCAUAAGAUCCUGCCCCAGCUGCUGACAGCAUUUGAAUACGGCAGUGCUGGAGCAGUCAUCCUCACCCCUCUCUUCAAGGUUGGCAAGUUCCUCAAUGCUGAAGAGUACCAGCAGAAAAUCAUUCCUGUGGUGGUAAAGAUGUUCUCCUCCACCGACCGGGCCAUGCGGAUCCGCUUACUGCAGCAGAUGGAGCAGUUCAUUCAGUACCUCAAUGAGCCAACAGUCAACACUCAGAUCUUCCCCCAUGUUGUGCACGGCUUCCUGGACACCAACCCUGCCAUCCGGGAGCAGACCGUCAAGUCCAUGCUGCUCCUGGCUCCGAAGCUGAGCGAGCAGAAUCUUAACGUGGAGUUGAUGAAGCACUUUGCCAGGCUCCAGGCCAAGGACGACCAGGGCCCCAUCCGCUGCAACACCACCGUGUGCCUGGGCAAGAUUGGCCCCUACCUCAGCGCCAGCACCAGACACCGGGUCCUCACGUCGGCGUUCAGCCGGGCCACCAGGGACCCCUUCGCCCCAUCGAGGGCGGCAGGAGUCCUGGGCUUUGCCGCCACCCACAACCUCUACUCCAUGAAUGACUGCGCCCUCAAGAUCCUGCCGGUCCUCUGCACCCUCACUGUAGACCCUGAGAAAACUGUGCGCGACCAGGCUUUCAAGGCCAUUCGAAGCUUCCUAACCAAACUUGAGUCUGUGUCUGAAGACCCAGCCCAGCUGGAGGAGAUGGAAAAAGAUGUCCACAGAGCCUCCAGUCCCAGGCAGGGGACCAGCGCAGCGAGCUGGGCCGGCUGGGCCGUGACGGGUGUCUCCUCCUUCACCUCCAAGCUGAUCCGAGCCAACCCCGCCCCCACUGAUAGCACCCCAGCCAGCGACACCCCUCUCAGGCCGCUCCCAGAAGGCCCCUCAGCAGCAGCCCCAGUCCCAGCCCUAGCAGCUGCCCCUGCCCAGGUCCCUUCGGUGACCUCAGGUCAGUGGGACACAAGAGGGGAGGGGGAGGACGAGGAGGAGGAGGCAGCCGAGGAAGGGGAGGGCUCUGCUGACCGGUGGGACGACGAAGACUGGGGCAGCCUGGAGGAAGGAGAGGCUCAGCGAGAAAACUGGAGCAUCAAUGAUGGGGAGCACCAGUCCAGGAGGGCUGGCAGCCCCUCUCGGAAGCCCCCCGAGUCUGACUGGAGCAGCUGGGAGGCCGAAGGCUCCUGGGACCAGGGCUGGCAGGAGUCAAGGCCCCAGAAACUGCCCGAAGGCACCAAGCUGGCCAGUGAGUACAACUGGGGUGGGACGGAGACCAGCGAGAAGGCAGAUCCCUUUUCAGCCCUGGCACCUCGCCUAACUGCCAACACACAGCGGAAUCCAGAUUCCUGGAGCACAGAAGCCUCUGGAGACUGGGGGACUGAGGAGAGCUGGGGGACCCUGGAGUCAGAGAGCAGACAGGCCAAGGCCGAGCUCGCUCGAAAGAAGAGAGAAGAGAGGAAGAGAGAAAUGGAAGCCAAGCGGGCAGAGAGGAAGGUGGCCAAGGGGCCCAUGAAGCUGGGAGCACGGAAGCUGGACUGAACGUCAAACCCUGGCAUCGCCCCCUCCUCAGAGCCAGGGCCACAUCGGCUCCCGUGAUGGGAGUGGAAAGGGGGCGCGGGCCAACCCGCCCCACCCUCUGCCCGUGUAUUUAUUGUACAAACCAUGCGUGAGGACCCAGGCCGGGCCCAGCCUGGCUCAGGGCCUGGCUCCCCAUGUACAUAAUCAGAGCUGGAAUACAUUUUAUUUCUAGCCCCUCCGA
This is a messenger RNA of Vombatus ursinus (common wombat), 2766 nucleotides long. It is a transcript of the gene SCYL1, whose product is annotated as SCY1 like pseudokinase 1. The record is from RefSeq and is a predicted model, not a curated record. Gene Ontology annotation, molecular function: ATP binding; protein kinase activity. The coding region runs from base 63 to 2546 and encodes 827 amino acids. The transcript has 18 exons. NCBI's taxonomy places the organism in Eukaryota, Metazoa, Chordata, Mammalia, Diprotodontia, Vombatidae. Gene Ontology annotation, biological process: protein phosphorylation.